AUGUGCGAGGAGGAGGAGAGACACAUGGUCAAGGAGAUGGAGCAGUGUUUCCUCGAGCACGUGUCCCAGCUCAGUAACAUACAGAAGAAGCACUUGGAGCGGAGGGAGCAGGAGUGGGAGCGCACCAUGAACCGUCUCAAGAAGUACCACAGUCUCAAAGUGGAGGAGACGUCUUCUGAAGACAUGUUCAAGUCACUGACGCUGGACGACCCUUUGUCCAGUCCUGAAGACCAGUACGAAGAGCUGCUCAAACAGAUGUUGUCCGUCAUGUCCUCUCUGGUGGACAAGAACGAAAAAAUCUUCCAAACCAAGAGAAGGGAGAUGUUAGAAAAGUACAGAGAAGCCAUAAACAAGGAACAAGACCAAAUGGAGACAGCAAAAGACAAGUUAGACAUGGUGACCUCAGAGCACCAGCGCCUCACAGAGAGACUGGAGAGAGUUGCCAAGGAGCUCCAAAAUGACAAGAAAAAAAAGAACGUGCUCCAGUCCAAACGCUUAUCACAAGAGACAGAGUUGGCCAAAGUGAAGGAGCAGCAAGUGCAGAUCGAGAGCCAGAAGCAGAAGUUGAGGAGCCGGGUGGACUGUGGUAGAAAAUCAGCCAGAGAGCGUCUGAUCCAGCUCUCCAUGCAGAGUAACCGAGCAGCCACGAGCCUCAGCCACGCCAUCUCACAGGGUGAGAGGGUUCUGAGGAUGGCUGCACUCUGUAAGAAGAUGGAGGACAAACUGCAGCUGACUGAGGAGCUUCAGAAGGUUGUUGAGGAGAACCAACAAACAGAAGAUGGAGCACAGGAGGUCAAACCACCAUAUCCAGGCCUGUUAACAUAUGAUAAGUGUGAGCUCCCGGAGCUCAGACUGCUGGAGCUGCAGAGUGCUGUAGUCAGAGAAAAGUGCAGUGUGCUGCAGAAACAGAGAGAUGCUCUCCGCCGCCAGAACCAACAACUGCAGAGCCAAAUCACAGACAAGCUGAGUGCACGCCGCCACCUGGAGGUCAGGAGGGGUUCUGACUCUGGGCCUCCCCACAAACUAUAA
Molecule: messenger RNA, 1029 nt
Organism: Boleophthalmus pectinirostris (great blue-spotted mudskipper)
Lineage: Eukaryota; Metazoa; Chordata; Actinopteri; Gobiiformes; Gobiidae
Product: dynein regulatory complex subunit 2-like
Exons: 6
Coding region: 1-1029 (342 amino acids)
Source: RefSeq, a predicted model, not a curated record